GAUAUUGUAGUUUGUGUGGUUUACUAGUGUUUUCAAAAAUGGGCUCUGAAACGGAAUUGUCGACUAAACGAGAAAGAAACUGGAUGAAAGUUUUAUUUCAUCUACAAAUGACUAUUUCUUUUCUAUGUAGUUUACACUAUGUUAUAAAUCAAUCUUAUUGGACUACAAUUUUUUACAGUAUUUUUAUUAUCAUGAUCUCAUAUUUGGGAGUAACAGCAGGUGCACAUAGAUUAUGGGCUCACAAAUCGUAUACAGCAAACACUCAAUUACGAUUCUUCCUAGCAAUGUGUCAAACUUUAGCGGGUUGUGGUUCCAUUUAUGACUGGGUUAGAUGGCACAGACUCCAUCACAAACACUUCAAUACAGUUUUAGACCCAUUUAAUCCUAGCCUUGGUUGGUUUUAUGCUCACAUCAACAGCAAUACAUUAUCUCUGAGCCCAGCGCAGGAAAAAGCUCUGGAGGAAAUUGACAUGUCAGAUUUAGAAAAUGACAAGAUUGUUAUGUAUCAAAAGAAGUUGUAUAAUGUGUUGUACAUUUUCUUCACAUUUUUAAUAGUAAUCAAUGCACCCGCUGAAUAUUGGGGAGAAGAUAUUCUUACAGCAAUCUUUAUCGCAGGGUGGAUGAGGUAUUAUGUUACGUUACAUUUAGUAUGGUUGAUCAACAGCGCUACAAGAAUUUGGGGUUUGCAACCUGGAGAAAAAUAUCCUUGUGACACAAACUUAGUGUUUAUUUUGAGCAAAAACUUUUGGCUAUCCUAUCAUUAUCUGGCUCCUUGGGACUACCAAACUAGCGAGUACAGCAAAUAUGGAACUGACUACGUGUCGACAUUUAUUAGGGUUUGUGCUGCACUAGAGUAUGCAACUGACUUGAGGACAAUCGACAGUGAAUCUGUUCGUUCAGCACUAUUUACAUCCAUGCGUGAAAAGAAAAAUAUUCAAGAAGCGUUGGAAGAAGCUAGUGACACUUGUAAUCUACCAAAAACUCACUAUUUAACUCCUUCCAAAUAUUACUGAUAUCGCAUUUCUCAGUUUUUUUU
This is a messenger RNA of Aethina tumida (small hive beetle), 1036 nucleotides long. Its product is annotated as acyl-CoA Delta-9 desaturase. Gene Ontology annotation, cellular component: endoplasmic reticulum membrane. Gene Ontology annotation, biological process: unsaturated fatty acid biosynthetic process. The coding region runs from base 39 to 1013 and encodes 324 amino acids. NCBI's taxonomy places the organism in Eukaryota, Metazoa, Arthropoda, Insecta, Coleoptera, Nitidulidae. The record is from RefSeq and is a predicted model, not a curated record. Gene Ontology annotation, molecular function: stearoyl-CoA 9-desaturase activity; iron ion binding. The transcript is spliced from 5 exons.